Messenger RNA from Thrips palmi, 665 nucleotides. It is a transcript of the gene Cby, whose product is annotated as protein chibby homolog 1. Bases 171 to 554 code for a protein of 127 amino acids. The record is from RefSeq and is a predicted model, not a curated record. The transcript has 3 exons. NCBI's taxonomy places the organism in Eukaryota, Metazoa, Arthropoda, Insecta, Thysanoptera, Thripidae.
AUGAAUAGCCAACAUAAAAAAAGUAAAUAAGCGUAAGGGAGACAUCAUACAAUCUCUCAAACUGGAGGAAUUUGACAGAUCGAACGAAACGUGUUCCGAAUUCCUUUUUCCUUUGCCAAGGGAUGACAUUAUAGCCCAGCACUCUGAGUCUCAAUUAAAUUUGUCUUGAAAUGCCUCUAUUCCCAAAUAAGUUCUCCCCGAAAAAGAUUCCAGGGCGCAAAUUGGACCCCGACUCUUCAAGAGUAGUUGAUCUGUCAAAUUCUUCAGAAUUUGGUUCAGAAAUAGGUCCCAUCAAGCUACGAUUGGGAGAUCAGGAAGCAGUCUUCCAGGAUGGUCAGUGGAUACCAGAAACAGGCCCUGUGAGUGGAAAACAUAAAGAAAAUGAGAAAAUGCGAAACAUUAUUAAGCGUCUAGAGGAUGAAAAUAACAUGCUUAAACUGAAGACUGAAAUAUUGUUAGAUAUGCUGACCCAAACUACAGCUGAGUCUCACCUUCAAUCAAAGGAACUAGAUAAACUGAAAACUCUGGGAAAUAGGUUACCGACUAAGAGGUAACUCUCUCUAUUGCUGCGGUGUGAACUCAGUUACCUAUUUAUUUUCAUGAUUGCACCUUUGUUUGGUCUCAUCAGUCAAAUAGUUAAUAAACCAGAUAAAGUUGUUUCAAAA